This is a messenger RNA of Sparassis crispa, 582 nucleotides long. RefSeq lists its product as hypothetical. The coding region runs from base 1 to 582 and encodes 193 amino acids. NCBI's taxonomy places the organism in Eukaryota, Fungi, Basidiomycota, Agaricomycetes, Polyporales, Sparassidaceae. The transcript is spliced from 6 exons. The record is from RefSeq and is a predicted model, not a curated record.
AUGACUCACCCUGAUCUCCUGUCUACCUCUUCUCUGCUCAAGCUGAUCAAUCCCUCUGGUGUUUAUUUGUUAGGAUAUGCCUGGCUAUGCGGAAUGUCGAUAUGGGUCUCAUUCUUGGGAGGAGUAAUUGCAUUGAAAACGCUGCCGAGACACCAGUUCGGGACGCUUCAGCACCGCACGUUCCCCGUGUACUUCGUGAUUAGCAUCCUACUCGCAUCCGCGCUGUUGGGCCUUUGGGCAUACGGCCAUCCCGCUGUGCUUAUCCACUGGGAUGAUCCCAAGGUGGCGGAUGUCGCUCAGGCGUACACGCUCGCGGCUGUCGUACUCCUCCAGGCGGGUAACUACUUCGUCGUUGGGCCGAUGACUAGCCGCGUGAUGUUCAAGCGUCAUAAGCUGGAGAAGGAGGAGAGCAAGGGUUACGACGAAUCUGGGGUAUCUGAUAGCAUGAAGACCGUGAACAAGCAGUUCUCUGCCCUUCACGGCGCGAGCUCCCUGCUCAAUCUCUGUGCCGUCAUUUCAUUGUUGUUCCAUGGUUUAUGGAUAGGAAACGCCGGCGUGGGGAUAGCGGCGUUCAACCUCUAA